GUUUGUCCCAGGACGCAUCUACAGUCACACACUUCAGGAUGUCAGCCACCGGACUUUUGCUGUUGGGCGUGGUGGCGGCGGUGGGCGGGGCCAACGUGUUCCCCGAGCCCCGUCUGGACACGCUGCCCUGCGGAACCACCACCAUGAACCCCGGCGAGCGAGUGGCCAUCCAGUCGCCCAACUUCCCCCAAAACUACGAUACGAGCUACAGGUGCCAGUACGAGAUCACCUGCAACCCCAUGGAGUCCACCUACCUGGAGUUCAUCUGUCCUUCCUUCGAACUGGAAUCCUCCACCGACUGCCUCAAUGACCGCCUGGUGGUCACUUACCAUGGCUCUCGCGAAGAGAAAUGCGGCACCGACAGUCCCGACGGAACCAUCACCUCCGACGGGUGGACGCGCCUCACCUUCGCCAGCAACGCCGCCACCACCGCCCCUGGCUUCCGCUGCUACAUCUGGUGCCGCGAACAGACCACCACGACCUCCACCACCACUUCAACCACAACCACAUCUACCACUACUACUACCCCAACUACCACUACUACAACUACAACGCCAACUACCACUACCCCCACCACAACUACGCCAACUACCACCACACCAACAACAACACCUACCACUCCAACCAUACUCUAUGUUGGACCUUUUCGCCUCUUGAAGGACAUCUCGCGGUCGACAUGCGCACUAGCGCCAUUUUAUGCUGGUUUGUCCCAGGACGCAUCUACAGUCACGCAUUUCAGUAUGUCAGUAACCGGACUUUUGCUGUUGGGCGUGGUGGCGGCGGUGGGCGGGGCCAACGCGUUCUCUGAGCGUGCUCUGGAGACGCUGCCCUGCGGAACCACCACCAUGAACCCCGGCGAGCGAGUGGCCAUCCAGUCGCCCAACUUCCCCCAAAACUACGACACGGACUACAGGUGCCAGUACGAGAUCACCUGCAACCCCAUGGAGUCCACCUACCUGGAGUUCAUCUGUCCUUCCUUCGAACUGGAAUCCUCCACCGACUGCCUCAAUGACCGCCUGGUGGUCACUUACCAUGGCUCUCGCGAAGAGAAAUGCGGCACCGACAGUCCCGACGGAACCAUCACCUCCGACGGGUGGACGCGCCUCACCUUCGCCAGCAACGCCGCCACCACCGCCCCUGGCUUCCGCUGCUACAUCUGUGUGCGCGAACAGACCACCACGACCUCCACCACCACUUCAACCACAACCACAUCUACCACUACUACAACGCCACUACAACACCCCCACCACAACUACGCCAACCACCACCACACCAACCACUCCAGACUGUUAGAUUAUGCAUGUUUCCGUAGGCCUACAUCUACUCCUACAGCAACCAAAUGCAUAAUAUAUAUAUAUUCUACCCUUAAUGCAGUCAAAUGCAGGUUCAUCGAUGGCUAUACAAGAGAUGUGCAGCUAAGAAAAUAUGAUUCAGUCUAUUGGAAAGGGAUUAUUGAAUAUGAUCUUUAUACAGAAUAUAAGCAUAUGCGCGGUUUCCCGUGGGUGGUAUAA
Molecule: messenger RNA, 1511 nt
Organism: Penaeus vannamei (Pacific white shrimp)
Lineage: Eukaryota; Metazoa; Arthropoda; Malacostraca; Decapoda; Penaeidae
Source: RefSeq, a predicted model, not a curated record